AUGAAAUUGGAGAUGCUUGAAUAUUUGUUGAUACAAUUAAAUUUCUAGGAAAAUAAACUUAAAUGGAAACAUACUCUCUUUUAUGUGAUCUUAAGUCAAAUAUUGAGUAUAUUUUUUCUGAUCUACCCUUUUAUCUCAAAUAGAGGGAGACAGAAUUAAUUUGAAUCAAUUAUGGAAAUACCAAAAGUAAUUCUCCUUGAAUUUUUAGAGUAAGUAUAUGUAGCUGAGUAUUCAGUUUUGAUAAUGAAUGCUUGGAUAAUAAUAUUGUUAAUUUCCUUAUGUUUUGAGAAUUAGAAAUAAAAAAUAACUCAGAUGAAAACAUUUGAAACAAAAUAAUUAUAAUCAAUUCCAAUAUAUUAUUUGAUGCUUACUUCUAAAAUAAUAAAUUAUAUGUUACUCUAACCUUUGCUUUGUUUGGGAUUGUUUAAUUUGUAUACUAAUUUUUAAUCUAAUCAAAUUAAUCUUUACUAUAUCAUUUAAAAUUUAGUAUUUCUCCUGUUUGUUCAUGUAUUUUCAAUAAGCUAUUAUAUCUUAAAUAAUACUACUUUACUAUUAACAGAUAAAAUGGAUAAAAAAAUUGAAGAUGAUUAUUUAGAUUUUAUCAUCUAUAUUCUUAGAAUACUUUAAUCCUAUAUAUUUAUUUUAUUUGAUAGUCCUAUAACACUAUAUUUUUAAGGUGUAAUAUAUCUUUCAAUUAGUAUAAUUAGAAUAUACACAAUAUUGAUUUAAAUGAAGUAUUGUGAUUUCAAUCAUUGUUUUAUUCUACUAUUUUUUUCCUCUUCAGGAUUGAUUAUGUCAAUAUGUAUAUUUGGAGAAUAGAAUUUCAAUUUAGGAUAUUUAAUGUUAUUAAAUCCAUUACUGAUAUUCUGUCUUUGGAAUAUUUUAAGUUAUUAAAUUGAAUUCAUAAUAGUCAAUGAUCCAUAAAAAUUAUCUAUAGAUAUGUUACAUUUUUUAGUUUGUUUUAUAUUUGCAGAUAAUCAAUUUUCUAAAUAAAAAAAUUGUCUUCUUAAUGGUAUUAAAUUUAGCAAACAUAUCAAAUAUUGUUAAUCAGUUAAUUGUUCAUGUUAAAAUAAAUACAAUGCUAUGGAUCCAUUAGAAUUAAAUCUAAUUUAAUUGGAUAUCUUUUAAUCAUUUUAAAAUUCAAUUGUUCAAUAAUUCAGAUAACUCAAUUUACAUAAGAAAGGUAAACAUUUUUAUAAGAUGUGUCAUCUUUUAUCAGCCUUACAUUAAUUAGGAUAUCAUUAAGAAAUCUAUUAUCGUAUAGAAGAUUAGAAAUAUAAAUAUUUGUUAACUUUUGUAUAAUAAAUCAAUUGGAUUGUGUUUACUUUUAUUAUUAAAAAAUAAAUGUACAAUAAAUUUGCAUAAUAAUUAGAAACAGACAAUAAAGAAUGUCUUGAAUUAUCUGCAAAAAUAACAGCAUUUUUACAUUCUGAAUCAUUUCAUCUUUAAAUAAGAAAUAAUUUAAUAUCAUUAAUUAAAUUGAAAAUCUAAAUCUUAUCAUCCCUUUUAAUAUUAAAUAAUGAUGAAUUAUAUGAAUAUAUUGAAACUUUUGCUUUAGAAAGUAUUAAAAGAGAAAAUGAAUUGAAAUAAAUAUUUUUAAGAUUUCCAAGUUCUAAAAACUAAUCUAUUUUAAUGUUUUUUAUGGGAGAAAUUGUAAAUGAUUGGUAUAGGGCCUAUGAAUUCUGUAAUUUUAAUUCAUUUGAUAAUAAUACUUAUUAACAAUUCAUCUCAAGUGACAUUAAUAGUAUCUCCAAUAAAAUGACUUAUCUUGUAUUUGUAUAUGAAAAUAAGAAAUUAUAUUUGUAAGGCAUUUCUAAAAAGGCUUGUGAAAUAUUUGGAUGGGAUUAAGAAUAAUUUUCUUAAUUAAAAGAUGCAAAUGUCCUUCUUCCUUAUUGUAUAAGAGAUACUCAUGAUUAAGAGAUAGAUAAAUUCUUAUAGACAGGUAAAGGAUUAUAUUUUAGAACAAAAGGUAUCAAUUUUUGUUAAUGUAAAACUGGAUAUUUAUAACCUAUUCACUUUUUUUAUGAUAUCUAAUUUGAUUAAUAAUCCUUUUUUUAAUUUAUCUCCUUUAUUUAAAAACUAGAAACUCAUUUAGGAAUUUUGAUUGUAGAUGAAAAUACAAAAAUCUAAGGAAUCAGUAAAGAUUUCUUUAAGAUGAUGAAUUUUUCAUAAUUAUUAAUUGAUUCUAUCCAAAUUGAAAAAUUAUUAUAUGGAUUAUCAUCAUCAUUGUUUUUUUCAUUAUCCUAAUUUACUAUAGAAUCUACUACUAAAUCAGUCAUUACUUUUCCAAAUGAAGAAUUAUGUUUAUUAAUGUAAAGUUAAAGUCUAAGUUAAAAAAUAAAUCUAUGUAAAUAAAGACAUUCUUUUAAUCUUUUUGAAGUACAAGGUGAUAUCCAAAUAAGAAAUUCAUAUAGUAUCAUUAGAAUCUAUAGAAUGAUGGAAUGUGAAGCUUCUAUUUAAACAUAAAAAUAAAUUGAAUAUUAUAAUUCAGGUGAAUUUCCAUCUAUUAUAAAUGAUGAAGAUGCUGUUAUCAGUCCUUAUGAUGAAUGCUUUUAGUUCUUUUCUCCUCUAAAUGAAAAUCAAUAAAAUUAAUCAAAUCAAUACUUUUUAAGAUCCACCUAAAAAUAGAUUACCAAGAAAAUCUAAUUGAUUGAAUCCAAUAUAUAAAAUAGUAUUUCAUAAUUAGUUGAAAAUGAAUAAUAAACAAUUAAAAUGUUAGGCAAUAUUUAUUAAAAUGAAUAAGAAGAUGAUACAGUAUCUUUCUAAUAGGAUGCAUAAUCAAAUGCUUCUUAUGAAUAAUUAAGAAAAUCUCACUUCUAUAAAAAGUACUGUUUAUAUUACACAAUAAUCAAUUCUGAUUCCAUACAACCACAUAUACUCAAAUCAACAAUUAAUUUAUUUAUGGUCUUAUUUAUCAUUCUGAUAUUUAUAAUACUAGUAAUAAAUUUAUUAUUAUAUAUUAGUUUUCUAUAUUAAAAGCAUUUGAUCUCUAAAAAGUAAUCUUGUAUUAUGAUUAAAUUUAAAUUAAUCAUUUUUUUAUUGAACCAAUUCAUAAGUUUUACUUGGCUAGAUUCACUGUAUAGGAUUACUUCUACCUCAGAUACUUGAAUUAGAUUAGUGAAGCUGAAAAUCAAUUCUAUUAAUCAUUCUCUAUAGCAAAUAUAAUUAGAGAAUAUUCAAUAAUGAGACUUAAUUUUUAGGAACAUUUUUAGGAAUAAAAAUUUCAAGAAUUCUUAUUUAACUAAUAUAUGAAUGUAAAAUAAUAAACAAUUCAUUAUAUUCCUAUAAGUACUUAAGUUUACAAUAUUACAGUAUAAUCAGCUUUUGCUUAAUUAUUAGAUGCAUUCUAUAAAUAAGAAUUAAUUUAUUUGUAGUCAUUUAAUGUCAAUAUCUUAGGUGUAGCACCUCAUUAAACCUUUUAAUAUCUAAAUUAUAUUUAAUUUAUUACUAUUUUUGAUGAUAUUUCUAAUUAGAUUUAAUAGCAAUUCUUAAAUUAAAUGAAAGCAACCGAAAAUUUGUGGUUAUUCCUUUGUUUUCCAACACAAUUAAUUUCAACUUUUUUUCUUUUAGGAUCCUUUCUAUAUAUAAGACAUCUCAAAAGAAUUAUUGAUAAAUUCAUCAAUCUAAGAUCAUUUACAGAUUUAUAAAGUGUAAGUAAAGAUCUUAAGAGACUUUCCUUUUUGAUCAAUCAUCUCAAAUCUGAUUCAGAUAUGAUAUAUAAAUAUAGAUUUAAUUUAAAUGCAAAAGAAUCAAUUAUUAUGGAAAAUAUGAGAGGAAAAAAUAAUGUUAAGGAUGAAACUCUAUAUAAUAAAUAAACACCUAUAAUUAAGUUAAUUCAAAUUUAUUUCCUAAUAUUCAUAGUAUGUGCUGGAAUCAUAAUGACCUUAACACUUAUUAUAACAUCAUUCUAUUAACUGUUUCCUAAGACAUUUAAUUAUUUUAAGUUAUUCUCAGAUGUUGGUGUUUAUGUACCAGCAGCAUUUUCACAAAAAGAAAUUUUAUAUUUUUGGAAUAGAUUUCAAUUCUUUACUUCUGAAGACAGAGUUUAAUUUAUGGAAUAAGUUUCUAUAGGUAUAGAGAAAAUUAAUAAAUUCAUUUCAACUGAUGUUUAUGCAGAUGAGUUACAAUUUUCUAAUGAUUUUUUGAAUUAUUAUUAAUAUAUUGGAUCAAACAAUAUAUGUCCAUUAUUAAAUAAAGUAAUUAAUUAUUUAAAUAUUAUAGAGUAAUUAUGUUGAAUUUGAUUAUUUUUGUGAAAAUUCAAAAAGUGGUAUUUUGAAGAGAGGUCUAUUACCAACUUUGAGUGAUUUUAAUUAUUAAUUGAAAUAUGAAUUAGAUAAUGGAUUAAUUAAUAGAACUAUAAUACCUAUGGAAGAAUUAGAAGCAGUUUAUCUUUGUUCAGAAGUAAUAAGUUCAUUGUGUGAUUAAAUGUUGUAAGAUAUAGUAGAUCAAAUCAAUAAAUUAGAUAAUAUUCUAAAUGUAAAUAUUAUUAUUGAUAAUUUAUAGUGGAUACUUACAUCAUCUUUUAUAUUAAUUGUUUUAGGAUGUUUGAUAGUUUAUUUAAGAGUUUAUCCAAGAAUGAAAAAUAAAUUAAAGUAUGUUAAAAAGAUUACAUAAAUAUUUCCAUAAGAUUCAAUAUUUUUAAAUGAUUAUUUGGAAAGAGAUAUCAGGAAAAUAAUAUUAAUAGAAUAAAUUAAUUGA
Molecule: messenger RNA, 4698 nt
Organism: Paramecium pentaurelia
Lineage: Eukaryota; Ciliophora; Oligohymenophorea; Peniculida; Parameciidae
Source: the annotation of a GenBank genome assembly